This is a messenger RNA of Acomys russatus (golden spiny mouse), 1348 nucleotides long. It is a transcript of the gene Il1a, whose product is annotated as interleukin 1 alpha. Lineage: Eukaryota; Metazoa; Chordata; Mammalia; Rodentia; Muridae. Gene Ontology annotation, molecular function: interleukin-1 receptor binding; cytokine activity. The transcript is spliced from 7 exons. Gene Ontology annotation, biological process: positive regulation of immature T cell proliferation in thymus; cellular response to lipopolysaccharide; regulation of nitric-oxide synthase activity. Gene Ontology annotation, cellular component: extracellular region. The coding region runs from base 58 to 867 and encodes 269 amino acids. The record is from RefSeq and is a predicted model, not a curated record.
UCUCCAGGGCAGAGAGGGAGUCACCUCACUGGCGCUUGAGUCGGCAAAGAAAUCAAGAUGGCCAAAGUUCCUGACUUGUUUGAAGACCUAAAGAACUGCUACAGUGAAAAUGAAGAAUACAGUUCUGCCAUUGACCAUCUCUCUCUGAACCAGAAAUCCUUCUACGAUGCAAGCUAUGGCUCAGUUCCUGAGAACCGCACGGAUAAGCUGGUAUCUUGGAGAGCCUCUGAAACCUCAAAGAAGGCCAACUUCACCUUCAAGGAGAGUCUGGUGAUGGUGUCCGCAACAGCAAACGAAGGGAAGGUUCUGAAGAAGAGACGGCUGAGUUUUAAUCAGGCCUUUGCUGAAGAUGACCUGGAAGCCAUAGCCCAUAAUUUAGAAGAGACCAUCCAGCCCCGGUCAGCACCUUACAACUUCCAGAAUAAUGUGAGAUACAGGUUGCUCAGGAUCGUCAAGCAGGAGUUCGUCCUGAAUGAUCCCCUCAAUCAAAACAUCUAUCUGGAUUCGGACAACGUGCAUCUCAAAGCCGCUUCGCUCACUGACCUGCAGCACGAAGUAAAAUUUGACAUGUAUGCCUACUCAUCAGGAGACGACUCUAAAUAUCCUGUUACUCUAAAAAUCUCAAAUACUCAGCUGUUUGUGAGCGCUCAAGGUGAAGACCAGCCGGUGUUGCUGAAGGAGAUGCCAGAAAUACCAAAACUUAUCACGGGUAGUGAGACCAACCUCAUUUUCUUCUGGAAAAGCAUCAACUCUAAGAACUAUUUCACAUCAGCCGCCUAUCCAGAGCUGUUCAUUGCCACAAAAGAACAAAGUUGGGUGCACCUGGCACAGGGGCUGCCCUCCAUGACAGACUUCCAGAUCGCAUAAAAGGCAGCCUUAGUUCGGGAGUCUACUUACUUGAGAAGUGCUGACAAUCUGUAUGUACCAUGUACAGGAACGUUCCUCGCCCUGAGUCACUUGCACAGAAUGUGCUGAGUCUUCGUAAUUCUAAAUGAAUGUUUACCCUCUUUGUAAGAGAAGAGCGAAGCCCAAUGGAACCAGCCCCCGACAUAUGAUAGUAUUUGUUAUUCAAAGAGCACCCUAUACUUUGCACAGUACUAAUCAUUUUAAUUAUUAUUCUUCAUGGCAUUCCUAGGAGGAUCAAAAAGACUCUACCCGUACUACAUAUGGGUUAACAAAGGCAUAAGAAAACUAAAAGGUACACUCAGUCGAAGAUGGAAUAAGAAUCCACAGACCCAUGACGUCAGUCUAUCUGUGCACUUUCUGCUUCUAAAUUGCUGAUUGAGUGGGAUAAAGUUAAAACAACAAAACAAAACAAAAAGCCUCAAUGCUGUCAUUUUCGAAAGGA